AUGGACUACUACCCCAAAAUUGGGCAUCCCUUCCUUCCACGGUUAACACAUUUUGUCUUUGCAUACCUUGCAAUCCUCAAAUAAACCCCAUAAACCCUAACCUUCAAGUUAUUCCAUCCCCAACUUCACUUCCAAUCUAACUUUCUUCUUCCCCCAUAUCUCCUCCCCAUUGCCAUUUUCCCCAUUCUUCAAGAUUUUCCAGCCCUCAAAUCCUCCUUCCCCAAAAAACAGUCGAGUCAAUCUCCCCCCGAACUUUCCUGUCAGUUUCGUCUCCCCCUAUUAAAUCUGAAAUCUCACCAAAUCCACUAAAUUCCACCCUCUUCCUUAAUUGAAUUAAUAAAGACAAAUAAAUAAUGUUGAAACAAAUAGGAAAGAGAGUAGGAAAUGUUGGAAAGAAAAUUACGCGUACAAUUUCCAAGCCCUUUAAGAAGCCACGCAGGAGACCCUCUGUAUCCAUACCCCCACCAUCCCCUUCACCGUCGCCACCUACGACACCAUCUCCGCCUCCGAUGAUGUCACUACCGAAACCCCAGAUGUCCAAGAUCCGUCCUUUUCUCUUCCCCACCGCUCAGUCCACUGUCCUCCCUGACCCCUCCACCUUCUUCUCCCCUUCCCUCCUCUCAACCCCUCUCCCCACCAACUCCUUCUUCCAGAACUACACCCUAAAAAAUGGUGACCAACCCGAAUACAUUCAUCCAUAUCUGGUCAAAUCGUCGCUCUCCUCUCUUACCGUCUCCUACCCAUCUCGUUUCCACAACUCUGCUUUCCUGUACCAGAUCUUCGUCGCUGAUCUCACCAUCUCUGCGACAGAUAAAACCUCUCCAGAUUCUAAGCAAAGCCAUAUAAUCUCUGAUUACAACGAUCUGAGUGUCACUUUGGACUUACCUUCAUCAAAUCUCCGUUUCUUUCUCGUCCGGGGAAGCCCCUUCCUCACUUGUUUGGUCGCCGGAAAUACCACAAUUUCAAUUUCUACUAUUCAUGCGAUCAUUUCAUUUUCAUCAAAUAGUUCGCUCACCAAGUACACCGUUAAACUCAACAACGGUCAGACCUGGCUUAUAUAUACGUCGUCGCCGAUCAAUAUGAGCAACAGUCUUUCUUUGAUAACUUCCACAGGGUAUUCGGGUAUACUCCGGAUUGUUGUUUUGCCAAACUCCGAUCCCGGAUAUGAGUCAAUUCUUGAUCGGUUCAGUUCUUGCUAUCCUACCUCAGGCCAUGCUUCUUUCACCAAACCAUUUUGUUUAGAAUACAAAUGGGAGAAGCAAGGAUGGGGUGAUUUGCUUAUGCUGGCACAUCCUCUCCAUCUAAAGAUUCUGUCUGGGGAUGAUUGUGAUGUUACUGUUCUGGAGAAUUUCAAGUAUAAAAGUAUUGAUGGUGAUCUCGUUGGUGUUGUUGGUGAUUCAUGGGUGUUGAAACCACCCCAAGUUUCAGUGACUUGGCAUUCAAUUAAAGGGAUACAGGAAGAAUCAUAUCCUGAGAUUAUUUCUGCACUUUGCAAGGACGUUGAGGCCUUGGAUUCAUCAGCAAUAUCGACAACUUCAUCGUAUUUCUAUGGUAAAUUGGUAGCAAGAGCGGCAAGGUUGGCUUUGAUUGCUGAAGAAGUGAGUCACCUUGAUGUGAUGCCUGCAAUAAGGAAGUUCUUGAAGGAUUCAAUCGAGCCAUGGUUGGAUGGUACAUUUAAUGGGAAUGGUUUUCUGUAUGAUUCUAAAUGGGGUGGAAUUGUCACCAGACAAGGGUUAGUGGAUAGUGGGGCAGAUUUUGGAUUUGGAGUUUACAAUGAUCACCAUUAUCAUUUGGGGUACUUUUUGUAUGGCAUUGCAGUACUGGCAAAGAUUGAUCCUGCGUGGGGGAGGAGGUAUAAGGCUGAAGCUUAUUCUCUAAUGGCUGAUUUUAUGAACUUAGGGAGGAGAUCAAAUUCGAGUUAUCCUCGUUUGAGAUGCUUUGAUUUGUAUAAAUUGCAUUCUUGGGCUGGAGGUUUGACUGAAUUUGCUGAUGGACGGAAUCAAGAGAGCACCAGUGAGGCAGUGAAUGCAUACUAUUCUGCUGCACUAAUGGGGUUGGCCUAUGGAGACACCCAUCUUGUUGCAACUGGAUCUAUGCUGACAUCAAUGGAGAUUCAAGGAGCACAAACAUGGUGGCAUGUGAGGGAGGAAGAUAAUUUAUAUGAAGAAGAUUUCACUAGAGAGAACAGGGUAGUGGGUGUCUUAUGGGCUAACAAGAGGGACAGUGGCCUUUGGUUUGCUCCUCCUGACUGGAAAGAAUGCAGGCUUGGAAUUCAGUUGCUACCAAUACUGCCUAUCUCUGAGGUUUUGUUCUCUGAUGUUGGCUUUACCAGGGAGCUGGUGAACUGGACACUACCAGCUUUAGGGAGGGCAGGAGUUGAAGAAGGAUGGAAAGGGUUUGUCUAUGCCUUGGAAGCAAUUUAUGACAAAGAGAGUGCGUUGGAGAAGAUAAGAAAAUUGAAUGGAUAUGAUGAUGGGAAUUCUCUUACUAAUCUCUUAUGGUGGGUUCACAGCAGGGGUGAUGAAGAGGAAGGGGAAUAUGGUGGGAUGGGGAAAUACUGCUGGUUUAGUCACUAUUGUCACUGAGUUUAUUUGCCUUUACUAUUAUGAUAUGAUCUUUUGAAUAUUUCAAGUCAUCUAGACAAUGUUUUCUUCCCCUGUUCUCCUUAUCAAUGCAUUUGCUUUGUCGCCACCAAGUUAGUGAAUCUAGAUAUGAACCAAAAAGUAAUCACUAAAGGAAAAAAAUUUGA
Molecule: messenger RNA, 2749 nt
Organism: Rubroshorea leprosula
Lineage: Eukaryota; Viridiplantae; Streptophyta; Magnoliopsida; Malvales; Dipterocarpaceae
Source: the annotation of a GenBank genome assembly